AUGCUGAUCAAUAGUACAUGCCAGUUCACAGGGGAUCCAAGAUUUUUGUGUGCAGUUGAAUUCAAUGGUUGUGAGCUGGCUCUUGUUACCUAUUGUAUUCAUUGUCCCCAUUUAAAAACUUCCUGCCCUUAUUUACCGUGUCUUGGGUAUACUGUAUACUUGUCUAAGUCAAUUACCUAUACAAUACCUAUUUUUUGAUCAGGCGUUACCAGUUUUACAUUAAUAUCAGCCAAGAUUUUAGGGCUGAUUAAUACUUAAAAAUCCCCUCAAAUCUGUUCCCAUGGGUUACUGUGAUAAUAAUGAAAUUUCUUUAAUUUUUUAGUGAAAAAUUAUCUUCAGAUGUCGAAAGCAUCUCUGGCGAGGAAAUUUUGUCUCAGCAGUCCAGUUUGAAAAAGGAAAAUAAUAGUCCAGUGUUAGUGGAACACUCAACUCCGUAUUCUACUCACUGUCGUGCAGCAGCCAGACCUCGUAGAUUACCAGUCAUAAGCCCUCUCGUCGCCGAAUCACCGCCAGAAGGAAAUGCGGUUCAGUUUGAUAGCCCUAACUUAUUCUCCGAUACAACUCAAGAGAACUGCGUUUCCUCAGCCAAUGACGACGAAGCAAGAUGUAACGUACCUGUUAAGAAUCGUGACGUACACAAUUCAGCCAAUAAGAAUGAAGAUGGACAUACCACAGCCAGUGAGAAGGGAGAUAUCUGUCACACAGCCAAUAAGGAAGGAGAAAGCUGUAAUAUCGAUUGGACAGCUGAAUUAACCGAAGACGAUAUGAGUUUGAAAAGUCAAAUAUCAAAUUCUAGUGCGACAACUAGUUUGGAAGUGGAAAUAAAAUUGCAGAAACUGUCGAGCAGUGACAUUCAGAACGUCUCUUAUAAGAUAAAGAGUUUGUCGUGGAACGAAGACGCAACGAGGCAUGAUGUGUGCAAUAAUGUUGACAAUUGUUCACACGAAAAUCUGUCUGAGAAUCAUAAAGUUGUUUCUCAUGAGAGGGAUGCUCAUUCAGUCUCAAAUCGGUUCAUUUGUACCCAAAUUGUUUCUGAGGAAAUGGAAAAUGCUCCAAUUGAAUGUAAAUGUAAAGAUUUCGAUGAAUCGUCGCAACAUAGGAAGACCCUUCCAACACAGGAACAAACGCAAAGUUUGACAAAAGAGCAAAAUAUUUCCAACUCAGUUCAAUAUUUAUCCACGAAGAAAGACCCUAAUGGCUAUAUUUCAGAAAUAAAUCCUAUUUCAAAGAAGGAUCGUUCUUACAAUAAUCAACUAGAUGAUUGCAAACAGGAAGAAGCAAAUCCUAUAAAUAUUAAUGAAGAACCUUAUAAAGAUAGCACAAAGCCCGUUCAUCUUGCAAAUAUGAAAACAUUGCCAAAGAAACUAGCAGGACUUUGCUUACUUGAUGCAAAGGUGUAUCUGAAUAAGAAAGAAGGUCUUACAUCAUCCAGUUCAGGCGCAGUGAAAAAUUCCAAUAUAUCUGCUCCACAGAAUUCUUUGGGCAGUGUGAAUGUAAAUGGUGAUGCACACCCGGAAACUCACUCUGGGGAUAACCUCCAACAUUUACCCUCUAGCGGGAUUCACCCACCGAAACACUCAGGAGAUGGCCUCCCAACCCUCCCUCCCAGAGAUUCCCAUCCACUGACUAACUCACCGAUUGAACUCCCAGCUUUAUCCUCCAGUGAAGUCCACCAGUCGAUACCCUCUAGUUGUGUACUUCCACAACACAGUUCAGGUAUCUCAGGACAGGUUGGAUUUGCUGAAGUAACUCCCAAGAAUUUUGAUAUCCACACGCCUCUGAAUGGUCAACAUACUGGAAAGAUUAAGAAUCCAAAUUAUUCGUCAUUCGCGGUAAGAGUAUUCAUUUCUCAAAUCGUAUUUAUCUAGUAGUCACUACUGUAAUCAGGGUUCAUAGCGGUCUUUAAGGUCUUUGAAAAGUCUUUGAAUUGUGUGAAAAAGCAACGAAAGUCUUAAAAAUCUUUAAAUUCUUUAGUGAGUAUUUGAUUAUACGAUUUCCUAGCUAAUAAAAUCGAUUGAUUGAAGCAAGAUUUUCGCAAAUAUCGACGAAAAGGCACAUUUUAGCAUGUGAUUUGACGGGACUAAUUAUUGGGUAAAAAUGGUGCUUACACUCGCAAUUUUUCGAAAGCUGAUUUCUCUCAAAGGUCUUUGAAAAGUCUUUGAAAAUAGGCAGAAAAAAUCUUUGAAAGUCUUUGAAUUUUUUUGGUGUUGGAGACUACGAACCCUGUGUAAUUAACAGUGAAGAGAUUUUCUGUGACCACUAGCCAAAUGUUCUCAUGAAAUAAUCAGAGAAAUCUAGGAAUAUUGGCUAAACGUAUGUGGCAAUAACUUUUAAGCGCUAACAAGCUUUUACAAUAAGUGUAUAAAACACAUUUGGUGGACAUUUUGCUAAAGGCCAUAGACCAUUUACAGAUUUUCUGGACUGUAGCAUUUUACACGCAUAGCCUCACCUUUAUUUUUUGAUUUCUUUUGAAUUUUAUUCAGUUUUUUCUGCAAAUGGUCUAUGGUACACGAGACAACUUUCUCUGAAACUUGACAUAUAAUUUCGGACCCAAAGCAUGCAUUUAUGUACUAUAAAUAUGUAAACGUACUCACAUACCGCAGACUCGCUGACACUUUACGAAAUAUUACCAUCCUCUUAAUGAGGUGCAAUUCUCUUUAAAACGUUUCUCCCUCGUGAUUCACAGGAAUUUUUUUACAAAAACAUUAAUGUUUUGAAGAUGGGAAAUAAUACUAUUCUUGUAAACCAUUUGUAAAACCCAUCAAUGGAUAACGCGAAUAAUUACCAUCAAUGGUACCAUUAAUAUGAAACAAAAUUACGAGAAAUGGGAAAUCAUUUUGAAAAGAAUAAACCAUUACUGGAUUGUACUAUAAAACAUAUUUUUUCGCAUUUAUUUAAUGUUAUUGAAUUUGUUAAUAAGAAUUAUACAUAUACCAGUAUAAAAAUUACUUUCUCCAUUCACGGUUUUUUUCCCUGUGAUAAUAGGAAGCUCUUACUCCAGCAAUAAUACAUAAAUGUCGAAAGAAAUCGUCGAGUUCAAUGGACAACAUUCUCGUGCAAUGUGAACAACGAACAGUUUUGAAAUUCACCGACGUUCUUUCACCAAG
Paramuricea clavata is the source of this 3107-nucleotide messenger RNA. Lineage: Eukaryota; Metazoa; Cnidaria; Anthozoa; Malacalcyonacea; Plexauridae. The record is from the annotation of a GenBank genome assembly.